This is a messenger RNA of Aspergillus saccharolyticus JOP 1030-1, 2151 nucleotides long. Its product is annotated as Zn(II)2Cys6 transcription factor domain-containing protein. Gene Ontology annotation, molecular function: RNA polymerase II transcription regulatory region sequence-specific DNA binding; zinc ion binding; DNA-binding transcription factor activity, RNA polymerase II-specific. The transcript is spliced from 2 exons. The record is from RefSeq and is a predicted model, not a curated record. NCBI's taxonomy places the organism in Eukaryota, Fungi, Ascomycota, Eurotiomycetes, Eurotiales, Aspergillaceae. Gene Ontology annotation, biological process: regulation of DNA-templated transcription; cellular response to starvation. Gene Ontology annotation, cellular component: nucleus. Bases 1 to 2151 code for a protein of 716 amino acids.
AUGGACGUGGACGCCAAGGAGAAGAGCUCCCCAGCUCCGUCGGUCGAGCCAAAUGGGCCCAAUCACGACAUCAGGUCUGCUGACGAGCACUCGGAAACUCACAAGACAGAGGUGAACGGCGACGAGAAGGACAAAGGUGCCGUGGAGCUUGGACAGAAGUCGGCCAAUGCAAAGGAUCCGUCGAGGCCGAGGAGGAAAAAGGCGCGUAGGGCAUGUUUUGCUUGCCAGCGGGCGCAUUUGACUUGCGGUGAUGAGAGACCGUGUCAGCGGUGUAUUAAGCGUGGGUUGCAAGAUGCAUGUCAGGAUGGUGUCCGGAAAAAAGCGAAGUACCUCCAUGAUGCACCUGAUGGGGCUUUGAUGCCGGGAAUUGGCGGAAGCUUCUACAACAAUCCCAUGCGCAACAAUAGCCUGCCGCUCUCGAGGAACGGCGCCAACGCAGUCAAUGCGGCUGCACCGCAAAAUUCCGGGGCCAGUUUCUAUCCAACCCCCCAAUCCACGUCCUACAAUGUUUACCAGGAAAACCCCAUGAACCAGACUUCGUUCCCUUCGCAGUCACCCGUAUCACCGUCCUUUAACCUCAAAGCCACUCCGACCGUUCGAAACAAUAGUCUAUCUUCCUCAGUCAACCAACAACAGCAAACGAAUACGAGUACUUCGGGUCCGUCUACACAGAACCCCAAUCCCUUCGCCGGUCCGUUCUUCGAUCCCAGCGAUCCUGCCCUAUUUAAUUUCGACCUUUCUAGCAUGAACUUCGAGAACAGGUACGGUGCGCUGGAGUUCGGUAUGCUCGGACACAUGGCGACAGGCGCCGGGGAUUCGCCUAGCGAUUCAGCUACGCAGCGAGGGUCUAUGGGCCGCAGUGGUUCUGCGCAAUAUGCUUCCACUCCUAUCACUGGAGGGCCGGGGUUCGGUGAAAGUCCCGGCAAUCAGCAGCCGUUUAUGUUCGGUGACCCACUUCUGAAUGAAUGGCCGAGCAGCCAGGCGCCGGGACAGACGCAUGUUACCGUUCCUAGCGUCUAUCCCCAAUCCAGUCAAGGAAAUGUGAUACCUGGACACUUGUCCAAAGCCGAUGCGCCGCAUGCGUUUGCGAUUGAAAGCGGUCCGGUUCAUUUCAACAGCCCUGGCGCAACCACCAGUCCUCUGCUGACGAGCGGCUUCGAAGAGUCUCCCUUUGGCACUGCGGUUGCCACCAAGGCUAAUGGUAUGGCUCCGAUCAAUCAACGACCCGCCAUAACGACACCCAGCCUGAAGCAUCAGAAUCUGCAUGUGGGAGUGCGCCGACGACAAAGGAAUCCGUCCUCGAUAUACGAGAGCGUCAAGGAACCUUACGCAUAUACCAGUCGCUUUCACAACCUUACUGCCUUCAUUCAGCGGCGGUUCAGUCCGCAAAAGACCCUACAAAUUGCCAAGGCGCUGGCAUCAAUUCGACCCUCGUUCAUUGCGACAACGAAAACGUUGAAUAGAGACGAUCUCAUCUUCAUGGAGAAGUGCUUCCAGAGGACGCUGUGGGAAUACGAGGACUUUAUCAACGCGUGCGGUACGCCUACGAUCGUGUGCCGUCGAACGGGCGAGAUUGCGGCGGUGGGCAAAGAGUUCAGUAUUUUGACUGGAUGGAAGAAGGAUGUGCUUCUGGGCAAGGAACCCAACCUUAAUGUGAACACGGGGGCCACUUCGGGCCCAAAUUCCGGGACAUCCUCGCGCAGCUUCACUCCGCGCGGGUCGGCGGGCGAGAAUUCAUCAACCCCAGGGCGGCCGCACCCUGUUUUCCUGGCAGAGUUGCUGGAUGACGACAGUGUGGUGCAAUUCUAUGAAGAUUUCGCCAGACUAGCUUUUGGGGAUUCGCGUGGCAGCGUGAUGCGAACGUGCAAGUUGUUGAAGUACAAGACGAAAGAGGAUAUGGAGUUGGCAUCGGAGGAUAACCAACGCUGGAAUAAUCACCUGCGCAAGGGUGGAAUCGCCAGCGAGGCGGGCAUGAACCAGCUCGGUUUCAAGGAUGGCAAGGUUGAAUGCGCCUACUGCUGGACAGUAAAGCGUGAUGUGUUUGACAUUCCGAUGUUGAUCGUGAUGAACGUGAGUUUCCCUACCCGCCCCCGACUCUGGAUUAGGGCUAAUGCACCUGCAGUUCCUUCCAUGCAUUUAACUUGCGCGUGA